GAAUUCAAACGGACGGCGGGAGAGGAGCGGCGCCAUCUUGGGGCCGGGGCCGGCACUCCGGCCCUAGGCGAGGGGACGGGCGGCCCUGUGGUGGGUUCCUCCUUCCUCCAUCCGCAGCCGCGAGCCAUGCACGUAGCCGGCUUUGACUCGUCAGAUGAAGAGGUCGUUGAGGAGGAGGGGGAGGAGCCGCUGCCGCUGUCCUGGCUCCCUCUGUCUCCUGUCUACUCCUCCGCGUUCCUGGGCGUGUGUUCCCUUCCGGGUUGCAGGUUUAAGGAUGUUAGAAGGAAUCUUCAGAAAGAUAUCGAUGAACUGAAGAGCUAUGGGAUCCAGGAUGUGUUUGUGCUUUGUACCAAAGGAGAGCUCUUAAAAUACCGAGUACCAAACCUUAUAGAUGCCUACCAAGAGUGUGGGAUCUGUGUGCACCACUAUCCUAUUCCAGAUGGAGAUGCUCCUGACAUCACCACAUGCUGCACAAUUCUGGAAGAGCUCAGAAGCUGCCUGGAAAGCAACAGGAAGACAAUUAUCCACUGUUACGGCGGCCUCGGACGCUCCUGCCUCAUAGCUGCAUGCCUCCUGCUUCAGCUUUCGGAUGUAGUGACACCUCAGCAAGCAAUAGACAGCCUCAGAGACUUAAGAGGAUCCAGGGCGAUACAGACAAUCAAGCAAUACAAUUUUAUCCAUGACUUUCGAGAGAAUGUAGCUGCACAUCUGGCAACACAGGAUACAGUACAGAGAUCAGUAUCACGGUGAACUCGUGCUGGAGUGGUGUGGCUUUGUCUACGUGGCUGUGGCAGACACCUGCACAAGGCAGCUCAUCCCAACCUCAAUACUGCUCAUGGCUCCUGCCUCAGUGACGCUGCUGCUCGCUUUCAGAUGUGCGUGUAAAAUGUUGGGGCAGAAAUCUUGAUGCACAUAGAGCAUCUUCAGCUGUUUAGCAAUCGUUAGUACUCACUGCCUUAAAAAUGCACGGAACUGUUUUGUGUUCAUUACUGGGGUGGUGGUGGCCUGAAUGCCUAACAGGCUUCUUCUCAAUACAAGGACAACUUGCACAUAGAAUAUCUCAUGUUUAGCAUCUCUUGGCACUGUGCUGCCGCUGCACUGGUGUGCUGGCCUCUUGGUGUGACAUCCUGGUGUGCUGCCUGCGUGGAAGCAGGGCUGGGCUAUCAAAGCUGCAACUGCAUUUCAUUUGUGUUUUGUCUGUUUGUAUGUAGCAUGAGAACUGAGACAAGUGGUUGGACAUGCAGGCAAGAUAUGGGCAGAAACAAACUAAUUUCAUUCUAGGCUACAGAAGUACUCAAAAAGCAACCAACUGAAUGGGAGACACUCAGUGGCUGUUGAAGAUGCCAGGUUCCCAGCUCAGAUCUGUAACAAUGUGGGUUUCCACCUAUUUUCUCCCACUAUACAGCACGUGCAUAUUGGACUGCAGAUUUCUGCAGCCACCUGUAUGAUGUGCUAUCACAUCUAGCACCUGAGAGGCUCAAAGGGAACAAAUAAACUAUUUAUAUGACAGCAUAUAAAACCUAUAUAUAUAUUUUCCAGCUAAAACUGGAAAAUGACUUGGUUUUCCUGAACAGGAUUGCUGUUCACAAUGACCAUUUACAAUGCAAUGUUAGCAGUCUGUGAAACAUCUCCCCCAGCCCCAAUCACUAUUUAUCUGCAGAGCCACAAGAACACAAAAGCAGGGAAUUGGAGCUUCCCUUUUCCAGGCACAACUUGAUUCUGUGUUCUGUUUAUAAAAGGUAAUGCAAUUAUCCCAUCAGAACACAGGUGAAUGCAGCAGGUAUCUGUCCCAUUUAAAGACAAAAUGAGGCACCAAGUAAAAGUAAGCAUUUCUGAAUUUGAGACUUUAUUUAUUGCACUAAGGAACAGCAGGGCAGUUUCACAAUCUCUCCUUUGAAAAAGCUCUGUAGUAUUACUCUCAAGCUCAGGAGUAUUUUCACCAUUGGAAUUGAUAAAUGUGGCUUUAUCCAGUUGUGAGUCAAUUUGCUAAUGGUGUCUGUGCACGGACUGUAAAAAAAAUCAUCUACAUUCA
Gallus gallus (chicken) is the source of this 2032-nucleotide messenger RNA. RefSeq names its product cyclin dependent kinase inhibitor 3 (gene CDKN3). The coding region runs from base 127 to 750 and encodes 207 amino acids. Lineage: Eukaryota; Metazoa; Chordata; Aves; Galliformes; Phasianidae. Gene Ontology annotation, molecular function: protein tyrosine phosphatase activity; protein tyrosine/serine/threonine phosphatase activity. Gene Ontology annotation, cellular component: nucleus. The record is from RefSeq and is marked validated. The transcript is spliced from 7 exons. Gene Ontology annotation, biological process: protein dephosphorylation.